AUAUAAAUACAAUAAUAUAUAACACAAAUUAAAAAAGAGGCAAACAUUAAGAAAGAUAUUGCAAAAUGAAAUAAUUGAGUUAAAAAAGUUCCAUUUUGAAUGUCCAUCACUAACCAUCAGCUGUGAACUCAUCGCAUGCGGUGGCCAUAGAGGGAAUCUUCAAAUGCGUUUGAUUGGAUUUCUGAGUAAAUUUGGCGAAAUAUUGAAUCGUUGCGCUGUUGGGCGACUCCCACCCAAAAGAAGCAUGGCCUGCAGCAGAUUUGAGUACGUUAAGACCUUCGAGCAGGACGACAGUAUACUGCCGAACGUGUGGAUAGUCAUUCGCAUCGAUGGCAAGAAGUUUCACAAGUUCUCCAAAACCCACGACUUUGAAAAGCCCAACGACGAAAAUGCCUUGAAUGUAAUGAACGCAGCCGCCACGGCGGUGAUGGCAGAGUUCCGGGAUAUUGUCCUUGCCUAUGGCCAAAGCGAUGAAUACUCUUUCGUAUUUCGAAAGGAGACGGCUGCCUUCAAGCGCCGCUCUGCCAAGCUGCUCACCUACGUCACCAGUCUGUUCUCCACGAGCUACGUGAUGCAGUGGUCCAAGUGGAUGAGCCAGCCCCUUGCCUACGCCCCCUGCUUCGACGGGCGGGUUGUCCUAUACCCAUCCGACGAGAAUCUAAGAGACUAUCUAAGUUGGCGGCAGGCGGAUGUGCAUGUCAACAAUCUGUAUAAUACCGCCUUUUGGAAGCUGGUUCUGGAGAAGGGUCUGACGAACCAGGAGGCGGAGGCUAAACUGCGAGGCACUUUCUCCGCGGACAAGAACGAGCUGCUCUUCCAGGAGUUUGGCAUUAACUACAACAAUCUACCGGCCAUGUACCGAAAGGGAACGAUUCUGCUGAGGAAGCGCGUAACUGUGGAUGAAAAGACGAGACAAGCCAUUGUACCGUUGCACCAGGAUCUGAUUUCUUCACAGUUCUGGAAAGAGCACACCGAAAUUUUGGGCAAAUAUGUGCCAGGAACCUACAGUUCCACUCAGCCUCUGCCCAGAUUGGUGCACCUACAAAUAGAUGAUAAGAAGGCGGAGGAAUCGAAGCUGGCGGAGAGAGUGGAAGAGAGUUGUUAG
Molecule: messenger RNA, 1105 nt
Organism: Drosophila kikkawai
Lineage: Eukaryota; Metazoa; Arthropoda; Insecta; Diptera; Drosophilidae
Gene: THG
Product: tRNA-histidine guanylyltransferase
Biological process (GO): tRNA modification
Molecular function (GO): magnesium ion binding; tRNA guanylyltransferase activity
Source: RefSeq, a predicted model, not a curated record